UCCAAUCGGGUUGGAGGGAACGAAGGGGAAAAAAGCCAUCUGGAAGCAAGCAGCAGUCUGGGCGCGGAGUGGCUGUUCCAGCAGCCCCCCCCCCCCCCGCGCCAAGUAAACGGCAUGCAAAAAUCCCACAUGAUCAAGCAACAGCGACUUUGCUCCUAGCUAGCCGACUGCGCCUCGUCCAUCUACGCACACACGGAUCUGACACAAAAACGCGCAUGUGGAUGUGUGUGUACACGGCUUUCCCGUGUAGGCAUCUAUGCAGCUGCCGGUGGCGCGCAGACACCCAGCUCAGUAGCCUCCUCGGGGUCUUUUUUAGGCUGCCGCUGUCGGAUUUACACGCAGGAAACCGGUAAUUGCGAAAAAGGGGGGCGUGACUGUUUAAAGAUCCCCCCCUUCAUCCUUUUCUUGGCAGAUCUGACUCCUGUUCCUCCAAUCCUCGCUGCGCUUUCCGAUCCCUGCCCGCCCGCCGCUGCAUUCGACUUUAUUUCAUGCGCUUGCUGGAGUGGCGAGAAAGGAGGCAUUUCCUCGCUCCUUUCUGUUGCUGCUGUUUCGCGGGGCCGAGAGCGCAGCUGCCGCCGGGCCAGACCCUGAAGCCUUUCCCCCCCUCCCCGCCCUGUAAUGUAGUCAUCUGCAGGGAGGUUUCCUUUUUCUCCUCCGCCCCUUCUCUUUUGCAAAGUUGACGUUCGGGGGACUUGGACCUCCUUGGCUCCCGCAGCCACUCGGAGGAGGAGAAGAGACCAGAGCGCCGCCGCCUCGCCUGGGGGCUCCAGUCGCUCCUGCCUCGGGCAGAGGAGGCACCUUCCCCAGCCGAGCCUCGCCGGAGGAGUUUGGGGAGGGGGAAGCCUUCCUUCUCCUCGCCUGUCGCCCAAAAACUGGUCCCGGAGCCACGGGCUUUGCUCUGCCCGGGUUGCCGCCCUCCUCCCGCUCUGCCUCGGUGGAUCCCUUUCGCUUGUUCGGACCAGGGACGACGACCAGCCGCGCUCCGAGGGAGAGGCGCCGCCAGUACAGCUUCCCAACUCGAGCCCGAGGAAGAAAGCAAGGCGGAAAAGAGAGCGAGGGAGAGAGAGAGCGCGCCCAGGCGGACUUUUCCUUCUGUCCAGGGUUUGCUGUCGGCUCUCCCAGCCAAAAGGCGGGAAGCAGUACCCCGGAGAAGAAAGCCAGGCGCCCGGGGAGGGCCGGUGGAUGUCUCGGCGCAGGACUGGCUGUGAAUGCGCUCGCCCUGCUGCUGCUGCUGCUGCUGCUACCCGCCUCGGCUCGCAGCUUUCCCCGCAGGGCACCGUGAGGCGCUCUCCUCGGCGCGAGCUUUCUCCCGGGGGGCAUCUCCGGGCGGCCCCUCGCGCCGCCGGCUCUGUCCUCUUUGUGUGUGUGUCUCGUGACUUGGUGUGAGGUGUCCCUUUUGUCUCUUUGAGUUCCCCCCGUGUUCUCCUUUGUCGCCGUCGCUGUUGUUGUGUCUCUCUCUUUCUCUGCGCUGCGCCUCGUUGGCCGGGAGCGAUGUUGCACGUGGAGAUGUUGACGCUGAUCUUCCUGCUGCUCUGGAUGUGCGUCUUCGGCCAGGAUCCCGGCUCCAAAGCAGUCGCUGAUCGCUACGCCGUCUACUGGAACAGCACCAACCCCAGAUUCCAGCGGGGUGACUACCACAUCGAUGUUUGCAUCAAUGACUAUUUGGAUGUAUUCUGCCCUCAUUAUGAGGAUUCGGUGCCAGAAGAUAAGACUGAGCGCUACAUACUUUACAUGGUGAACUUUGAUGGCUAUAGUUCCUGUGAUCAUACCUCCAAAGGAUUCAAGAGGUGGGAGUGCAAUCGGCCUCACUCUCCAAAUGGACCAUUAAAGUUCUCAGAAAAAUUCCAGCUCUUCACUCCCUUCUCAUUAGGAUUUGAGUUCAGGCCAGGCCGGGAAUAUUUCUACAUCUCAUCUGCAAUACCUGAUAACGGGAGACGGUCCUGUUUAAAGCUGAAAGUCUUUGUACGACCUGCAAACAACUGUAUGAAAACUAUAGGUGUUCAUGAUCGUGUUUUCGAUGUUAACGACAAAGUAGAAAAUUCAUUAGAACCAGCAGAUGAUACUGUGCAUGAGUCAGCUGAGCCAUCCCGUGGUGAGAAUGCAGCACAGACACCAAGGAUAUCCAGUUGGCUUUUGGCAACCCUACUGUUCUUUCUGGCAAUGCUUUUGACGUUAUAGCACAUACUCUAACAUCGGGGUCUUGGAACAUCAUAGAUCCACUUAAGUGCUCAUCCCAAGAAAGGGACUUUAUAUUGGUUUUGCAGAUGUUCAUUUGUUCCCUUCUCCCCAUCCCCACCACUUCCCUCUCUGCAUCCUGAACUAUGAACAAUACCUGAAGAGGAAUAAUUAGUCCUCUUCCCACUCCAAAACUUUCCCAUGGCUUUCCCUGAUCCAUUAUAAAAUAAAAGGACUCCAAAUGAAAAUGCCAAAUUUCAAUAUUGACACUAGUGAUUCUUACUUUUCUCUGCAGUCUCUCUUAAGAUACCACCUCCGUUAGCUUAAUAUAUCAUCUGUAUGUGGACAAUGAAGAAUAGUGGCAAAUGCAGUCAAUUGGAGAAUAAGGAAGUUGUGUGAAAAACCAAGAGGAGUUUUGACUCUCCAAUACAAUAUUUAUGGCUCCUUAUUCAACGCUGUAAAGAUCAUCAUCCAAGGCACUGUGUCAUCAUGUCAGGACUGGAGGGAAAAUACUGAGAAUAGAUAGAGUACAACACCAUUUCCUAUAGCACUGUUUUGUAUUCAACUGCCUUGAAGAAUUGUUAUGACAGUAAAACUUGCAUUCCACAACAGAAGCCCUGUCUUUAGAGUGAAAUUUUAAAAAAUGACUACUGAGGAAUGCUAGCACACAAGCAAGGCCAGAUUUAAGAAGCUACACAGGGACGUGAGUGCCUCUUUUAUCUCUUUAAGUGAAUUGUGCACACCAGAUUUUUUUUCUUUUGAAACUGAUCACCAUGGUGCUACAAUAUUUUUUCUUCAAAUGCAAAGAGGCAUUUUCUUUUUCCUUUUUUGUGAGAAUAAAGUGACCUUUUCCAGGGCUGACUCACUAGCCAAUAGCCUUGUAUGCUGCUCUGGGUAAUGAUACAUGCUAAAAUGGUGGCAGCACUGAAUAGAACAAACCUGGUCAAAGAUGCUUAAUCUCCUGUGAUUGUUCUCCCUUGAAAGUUUGGCAAACUUUGGAAUAAAUGCAUUUGGAAAGGGGGAAAUUGUUAUUGAAGUUGGGGUGUGAAGAGAAAAGGGAAAGUAGAGUAUGUUGAAUCCUGGAGUUAAAAUUAUGCAUUGGUUUUAUAUUUCUUUUCAUCUCCAGCACAAAUGAAGAGUCAGUGUCAGCAGGAGAUGAACUAGAUGGACUUCCAAAGUCCUUUAAAAAAACUUAAAUCCACUACAUUAGAAAAUGCAUCAUUUAGAUAUACCUUGUACUAAAAGAAUUUAUGCUGGUCCUAUUUUAAAAGAGUGAAUAUUUUGACAUUUAAAGAUUACAGGGUGCUGAUCUUAAGCAUCUGAACAUAACUGAUAUAUCAUUUACCAGUUAAUGCUUCCCUUGUAGGUUUCUGAAGGAUUAAGUAGCCUGAAUUUUGACUUCCCGACAGAGGGAAAAUCAGAGAUGCCAUGAGAAUUGCUGUUUAGUAAGGCUGACUUUUGUCCAAAAAUUGUUCAGAGCAACAUUUUAAAAUAAAGGGUUAUUCCACUCCCAGUAGGAUUUUCACAAGAUGACAAAAGUGUCCUUUAAUCCUGAAUCAUGAUGCCCAUGGACAGCAUUUUGUGAGAAAAAUGGUUUUCUAAAGUUGAUGAAUUUCAGGAUUGAAAACUAGUGGAAAGUGAAAAUGUGAUUUUAAGGCAUUCUGGGCUUGCCUGAUACCAUAGGUAUGCAUAUGGGUUGCAUUUGAGAGCAAUGAGAUAUUGUACACACACACACAGUUGCAGUCUACAUAGAAGAAUGAUCCUACUUUCUUUCUUUACAAUACAAUAAAUACACCUCUAGCCGAUAGAUAUGCUUGAUGCAUGUACACAGCUGGGAGUGGGAGAACUGUAGGGUAAUAACCUUGAAGACAGUGAGCAAUGUAAAGAUAAGGUUGCAUUCCUGUGAAGAUAGCAUAUCAAUCAAACAUGAGAAGUAUUGAUUUGAUAUGCUGACAAUGGCAAUAGUUGUUUCCCAACAGUUUACAAAUAAUAAAAGCCUAGAUUCACAAACUCUCAUUGUUUCAAGAGCAUGCUUUUUAAAAAUAAUUUUUCACCACAAUGAAUUUGACCUUUUGCUUUGGCACAGUAUGAUUGCUAAUCCAGUGAAUAAUAGUGACACUAUUUUACAGGGACAUGAGCUGCUAUGCUGCAUAAAAGACAAACCUUGUGGGUAGUAAGUUUACUGGACCUGCACUUCGGAUACUUGAUGGCAUCAGGCAAUCUCAAUCACAUCAAACAAGAAAUGUCUUUGGAUUUGUGAAUUUCUCUGGUGUGUAUGCGUGUGUGUUGUCUUGAGUUGCACACUUGGAAAAGGUGUCAGUGUCCAAGCUUACAACAGCUCUUCUCCCCAGUUUACAGAGCAAAAUUGCACCACCACUGCAGUGGCUUUUCAGCCCUGGCAAGUCUGCCUUGUGUGUCUCACUCCUGAUUUGCCAAGGGCUUUGUGAAGGAAAGCGGGGAAAUAAGAAUCAACCAGUUUGGUGGAUACUGUGUAUCCUUUAAUAGACAACAAGGUAACCUUUCGUGUUAGUUUAGAAAUAUUGUUUUGUACUGUACUUUCUUGGGUGGCAAAGGAAAGACAAGUAACACAAAAGAAAAUGCUAUGUUCUUUAAAUUCUGUAUUAUUAGCAGCCUCUGUUGUAUAUAGUGUUUGAUAAUAAAGUAUUAAUUUGAUUAUUAUGUCUUUUGUAAGUGAAAAAAUAGAUUUUCAUUAUAUUAAAAUAAAUGAAUACACCCACUGAUUAUAUGCCAGAAGCAUCCAUCAUGGCUACCAAGAACUAAAUGAUAAGUGGCCACAACAUGUGAACCAUGCAGGACUCCCCCAUUCACCCAGACUCAAUAUUUCACAAUGUCAUGAUCCAGAGCAAUGUGGCAUUUGAUGACCAGUGUUUUGUCUUCAGUGUUAAUGGUCUGAAGUUGGAGCUCUGUGGCAUUUAGGGUUAAGCUUUCCUUUUGGAGUUUUUAGUAGCAUUUAGCAUUUUCUUUAUAUAUAUUUCUUUUCCAGUACCUUUUUAAUUUCUUUUUGUCAUCUGUUUUGAAAGGAGGCCUUGCCAGCAUCUUGUGUGAUAUGACUUCAUUCCCCACAUCAAUAAACAGUGUUUGGAAGAAGUCAGAUGCACAUAAUUUUCUUUCCUUCUAACCACUAUAGAGAGAAAGAAAUGGUAACUGGUAGGAGAAGGUGCUUUUAAUUGAUCUCUAUUAGUUGUGUUCUAAAAGCAGUGGCUGUAUCAAUUUUAAAACUUCUGACCUUAGUCAUACAGCAGUCAGAUCAUGUUUGUUCAUCAAUUUUAUUUUACCAGUUCCCUGCAUUGAAUUUUUCUGUUUUGUGCCUCAGCCCUGCAAGUUCUCCCUCCCCCCCCCCUUAAAUUUGGACCAGUGAAUGAACAGAUCUGUUUCUGAUUUGGCAUUACCAAGAUUUUCCCAUGCAUUCACCCCCAAGCUUUUCGGAUGUGAGGCAAAUCUCCCUACAAUAGGCAUUCUGCCAUUGUCUGUACAGUUUAAUAGAUGCUGGCAUGUUGGAGGUUACCCAUGAGUCUACAAAAUCCACUUUCCAUACUUACUCUUGACACCCUAUUGAAGCCACUCAUUGUGUGCCCUGGGUAUGAAAGUCCAGCUCAGUGUGGUCCUGUGUUUGUACUGCCCUGCUUUGCAGUUUCUUUGCACUUAUUCAUUGAGUGCUGUUUUUGAAAUGCUUACAUUAUAUGAUCUUAACAGAAAUUGUAAAAAUGAAACAAACCCAUAAGAUCUGUAUUUGUAUAUACACAUGUCCAUACAAUUAUAUCUGAAUAAAAAACUUAAAGAUUUUCA
Molecule: messenger RNA, 5982 nt
Organism: Sphaerodactylus townsendi
Lineage: Eukaryota; Metazoa; Chordata; Lepidosauria; Squamata; Sphaerodactylidae
Gene: EFNA5
Product: ephrin A5
Exons: 5
Coding region: 1492-2178 (228 amino acids)
Biological process (GO): axon guidance; regulation of actin cytoskeleton organization; ephrin receptor signaling pathway
Cellular component (GO): plasma membrane; external side of plasma membrane
Molecular function (GO): ephrin receptor binding
Source: RefSeq, a predicted model, not a curated record